Nelumbo nucifera (sacred lotus) is the source of this 1593-nucleotide messenger RNA. Lineage: Eukaryota; Viridiplantae; Streptophyta; Magnoliopsida; Proteales; Nelumbonaceae. The record is from RefSeq and is a predicted model, not a curated record.
AUGGCGCCCUCCGUCAGUCCGUCUAUGUCAUCUCGCUAUAUUUAUGCUUUCGCGACGACCCACCUGAAUCGCAUGAUCAAUGGAUAUGUUCGUAGUGGUCAUCUGAAUGAGGCCCGAACCCUGUUCGAUCAAAAUAUCGAAGCCCGGAAUAUCAUUUCUUGGAAUUCGCUGAUUGCUGGGUAUGUUAAAAACGAUCAAAUUCGGUUUGCUCAGGAUUUGUUCGAUCAGAUGCCCAAGAGAGAUGUUGUUUCGUGGAACACCAUGUUAUUGGGUUUCCAACGUACCAAUGACCCAGAAAAAGUUGUUCAAUAUUUCAUACAAAUGGGAAGAGUUGGACUGGCUCCGAGCGAGUUCACAUUGUCGAUUGUAGUGAGCGCCGUUUGUGGCACGGGUUUCCGACUUCUGAUCCCGCAACUUCAUGCUCGUAUAGUUUGUUCAGCGUUUGGUUCAUGCGUUUUCGUUGGAUCAGCUCUGGUCGGAGGUUAUACUGAUUUGGGGUGUUCGAUAUCUUUACGUCGAGUAUUCGACGAAAUUCGCGUGAAGAACGUAACGUCAUGGAACGCGUUGAUAUCAGGUUAUAUGGAUUUGGGUUGCUUAGCUGAGGCUCGUAGCACUUUCCAAGCAAUGCCAGAGAGAAAUGUAGUUUCUUGGACUACUCUGGUUAAUGGGUUUAUUCGCAAUAAGAAGCUCAGCGAAGCUCGUCUCAAUUUCGACAGAAUGACAGAUAGAAAUGUGGUUACAUGGACCGUCAUGAUAAGUGGGUACGAGCAAAAUCGCCAGUACACAGAUGCUUUAGAGCUAUAUCUCCUUAUGCGUAAUUCAGGUGUUCGACCGAAUCACUUCACCAUCUCUAGUGUUCUGAGCGCUUGUGCAGGUUGUUCGUCGCUUCUCAUGGGCCAGCAAGUCCAUUCGAGCAUCUUGAAGUCUGGUUUACCAGUUGAUGUCAUCGUGUCAACCUCACUUGUUGAUAUGUAUUCAAAGUGCGGAGACGUCUGUGCAGCAUUUUGUAUCUUCAAUUCCAUGAUAGACAAGAACUUGGUCUCAUGGAAUUCAAUCAUAGGAGGUUACGCUCGACAUGGUCUCGGAACGAGAGCAUUGGAGGAGUUUGAGAGAAUGAUAAGCAGUGGUGUGAGGCCUGAUUAUAUUACAUUCAUAAACGUAUUGUCAGCAUGUGGGCAUGGAGGGUUGGUUGAAGAAGGUGAAAGAUACUUCAUGUCUAUGGAAGCAAAGUAUGGGAUCCAACCUCAGAUUGAGCAUUACGCAUGCAUGGUGGACAUGUUUGGCAGAGCAGGUCAGCUUGAAAAAGCAGAGAAAUUGAUCAAAGAGAUGCCCUUUGAGCCUGAUAUAAUUGUGUGGGGGGCGUUACUGGGAGCCUGUGGAUUGCAUUCUAGUUUGAAACUUGGCGCCUUUGCUGCAGAAGAAUUGUAUAAGUUGGAACAGGAUCAUCCUGCUAUAUAUUCUAUGUUAUCAAAAAUCCAUAGUGACAUGGGAGUAUGGAGCAGUGUAAUUGAAACGAAAGAGAGGAUGAGAGACAUGAGUGCUAGAAAGCAGAAGGCGAGUAGUUGGAUUGAGCGUAUUCUGCCUUUAAGAUGA